AUGGCCUUGAAGGUCCAUCUCGUCCGCCACGCCGAAUCGGUCCACAAUGUCACUCAUGACUUCUCUCAGUUGGAUCCUGAGUUGACCCCUCUUGGCCUUCAGCAAGCUACAGGGCUCGGCCAGCUAUUCCCCUACGCCCCCCAGGUGGGUGUUAUCAUCACCUCUCCACUCAAACGAGCUAUCCAAACCACCCUCACGGCUUUUUCCCAUAUUCUUGAUAAACGGUAUUUCGACCCCGACUCUGGGGACGGAGUGGAGAAUGGCGCAGUCCUUUUCUUGGAACCGGAUUUGCAAGAGAGAAGUGCCCUUCCCUGUGAUACGGGGUCCCCAACUAGGGUCCUGGAAGCGGCUUUUCCGAGACUAGGUUUCCAGGAUUUGGCUGAGGGUUGGCAAGUGAAAGAGGACUUCUAUUCUCCCGCCGACGAAGCUGUGGAGGAGCGGGCACAGAGGAUGAGAUCUCGUAUUGCCGCAGUUUGCGAGGAUCUGCAACACCAAGGACGGACAGACGUUGUGGUUGUAACUCACGGGGUGUUCAUGAAAUUCUUGUCGGGAGACCCAGACAUUGAUCUGCCGAAAGCAGGCUGGAGGAGCUAUGCUGUUGGAACUGGAACCGUCUUCUCGAAGUGCUCGUGA
This is a messenger RNA of Aspergillus niger, 633 nucleotides long. RefSeq lists its product as uncharacterized. The transcript has a single exon. Gene Ontology annotation, molecular function: phosphatase activity. Gene Ontology annotation, cellular component: cytoplasm. The record is from RefSeq and is a predicted model, not a curated record. Lineage: Eukaryota; Fungi; Ascomycota; Eurotiomycetes; Eurotiales; Aspergillaceae. The coding region runs from base 1 to 633 and encodes 210 amino acids.